Messenger RNA from Arabidopsis thaliana (thale cress), 1917 nucleotides. RefSeq names its product Protein kinase superfamily protein. Gene Ontology annotation, molecular function: protein serine/threonine kinase activity; protein kinase activity; ATP binding. NCBI's taxonomy places the organism in Eukaryota, Viridiplantae, Streptophyta, Magnoliopsida, Brassicales, Brassicaceae. The transcript has 6 exons. The coding region runs from base 356 to 1633 and encodes 425 amino acids. The record is from RefSeq and is marked reviewed.
AAAACAAAAGAAAAAAGUAAAAAGGUUGAAGCAAGAGACUGACUUUUAUCCAAAAAUGUGCUUGAAUUUUAAUUAAAAAACACGAAUUCUUCUUGACUUUCGUUUCAAAUCUAAAUCCUUCCUCGCAUAAACUCUUCCCUGAAUCAAAAACCCAUUCUAAUAAAAACAAAGACGAUCUCAAACACGCUUCUUCUUCUUCCUCAUUCCUCAAUCAUCCCUAAGACGUCACCUCACUUAAACCCAAUCCAACGCCGCCGAACCAAAAUCAACUUCUUCGGUUCUUCCCCAAUUCAAUACUACUUUCUGGGUCGUCGUUAAAUCCCUAAAUCUCUCUCUGUUGUUACCUUCCCAUGGGAUGGUCACUAAGAACUCUCAUAAGAGCAAUCUGGGCAUGACAAAGUCCAUGAAUUUCUUUCAGAACAUCAUUAAACCUUUCAAACGCAGCUCCAAUCGAGGUCUUGAAGAUGAUAUUGAGCGAAUUGCUGCUAUGGAGCAAAAAGUUUUCCCAUUUCAAGUUUUAGUUUCCGCUACCAAAGAUUUUCACCCGACCCAUAAACUCGGUGAAGGUGGUUUCGGUCCCGUCUUCAAGGGAAGAUUACCUGACGGGAGAGACAUAGCAGUGAAGAAGCUAUCUCAGGUUUCAAGGCAAGGCAAAAACGAGUUUGUGAACGAGGCUAAGUUGUUGGCUAAAGUUCAGCAUCGCAAUGUUGUUAAUCUUUGGGGUUAUUGUACACAUGGAGAUGAUAAGCUCUUGGUUUAUGAGUAUGUCGUUAAUGAGAGCCUCGACAAGGUCCUCUUCAAAUCCAACAGAAAAUCGGAGAUAGAUUGGAAGCAGAGGUUUGAGAUCAUAACAGGCAUUGCUCGAGGACUGCUCUAUCUACAUGAAGACGCGCCAAACUGCAUCAUCCACAGGGAUAUUAAGGCUGGCAAUAUUUUGCUGGAUGAAAAAUGGGUUCCUAAGAUUGCAGAUUUUGGGAUGGCUAGACUCUAUCAGGAAGAUGUAACACAUGUCAACACUCGUGUUGCAGGAACCAAUGGUUAUAUGGCGCCAGAGUACGUAAUGCACGGGGUUCUAUCGGUAAAGGCAGACGUAUUCAGCUUUGGGGUUUUGGUUCUGGAGCUCGUAAGUGGACAGAAGAACUCGAGUUUUAGCAUGAGACACCCUGACCAGACUCUUCUUGAAUGGGCAUUUAAGUUGUACAAGAAAGGCCGGACCAUGGAGAUACUAGACCAAGAUAUAGCAGCUUCAGCUGAUCCAGAUCAAGUCAAACUCUGUGUACAGAUCGGACUACUCUGCGUUCAAGGCGAUCCGCAUCAAAGACCGAGCAUGAGACGGGUAUCUCUACUUCUCUCUAGAAAACCAGGACAUCUAGAAGAACCGGAUCAUCCUGGUGUCCCGGGAUCUAGAUACCGUCGGCGAACACAACGUCCUUCAGGAGCAGCAUCACUUGGAACAUUGUCGACCACUGGUUCCAGCACAGAUUCUUUCGGUUCAAACCUGAACACAAACACGGGAACUGGUGUUAGAGGUACCCCCGCAUCUUCUAAAGCUUCAACUCGGAGUAAUGCCACUAGAAGUGCUGGUCAGAGCUCUAGCUCAGACCCUCACGGGAAACGACAUAUGAGUUAUUGAAGUACAUAAAAUCUGGUCAUAGGUGAUUGUAAAUAGCGAGCUGCAUAUAUAAUAUUUGUUUCAUAAUUUAUUUAAUUUUGCUUUUGAAAAGUAAAUUAAUUUAUUUUUUUGACUGCAGUAGUGAUUUAGUUUUGUAGUAUGAUUUGUUAUAUUAGCGGGAAAAAAUUAUGAUUCAUUUGUUACAUUUGUAUAUUAGAAUAAUCACUUGUAGUCCCAUUAUCUAGGUCCCCACUAUUGGCCUCGUACGUAUAAAAGCAUAUUCUCUUGUACGUAUUAACGGUACC